AUGGAAAAAUGGAGUCCCAAGGCCAACAUGUGUGUCAGCGCACUCCAGGAUCAGCUGCAGGAAGCUGUGGGAACCAGCAGCUUCUCUGAGUUCACCGUGGUGAAGGAGAUUUCUGCAGCCAAGAUCGACCCGGCCGCACCGCUGGACAAAAGACUCCAGGAUCAGCUGCAGGAAGCUGUGGGAACCAGCAGCUUCUCUGAGUUCACCGUGGUGAAGGAGAUUUCUGCAGCCAAGAUCGACCCGGCCGCACCGCUGGACAAAGUCUGUCUGAUCGGCUGCGCCAUCUGCACCGGCUACGGAGCGGCCGUCAAUACCGCCAAGGUGGAACCGGGCUCCAGCUGCGCCGUGUUCGGUCUGGGAGCCGUGGGUUUGGCUGCYGUCAUGGGCUGCAAGGCGGCAGGAGCCAGCAGGAUCAUCGCCGUCGACAUCAACCCGGAGAAGUUUGAGAAAGCCAAGGUGUUGGGAGCCACUGAUGUGGUGAACCCCAACGACCACAGCAGACCCAUCCAGCAGCUGCUGCAGGAGAUGACUGGCGGCGGAGUGGACUUCUCCUUCGAAUGCAUCGGGAAUGUGGAGGUCAUGAGCAGCGCCUUGGAGUCAUGCGCCCCCGGCUGGGGGGUCAGCGUGAUCGCCGGCUGGACGGACAUGGAGAAAUUCAGCGCCCCGCCCAUCCACCUCAUGACUGGACGGAAAUGGACGGGAACUCUGUUUGGAGGGUUUAAAGGGAAGGACGGCGUUCCUCAGAUGGUGAGACCCGCCCGGACCGGACCGGACCGGACCGUACCGGGCCCGUUCCGACCCGCCCGGACCGGACUGGACCCGCUACGCUCGGACCGGACCCGCUCCUACCCGCCCGGACCGGACCGGACUGGACCCGCCCUGCAUGACAGCUGCAGGUUAAAGUCCUGCUCGUGUUCCAGGUUCCUUCGCUGCUGA
This is a messenger RNA of Poecilia reticulata (guppy), 936 nucleotides long. The record is from RefSeq and is a predicted model, not a curated record. NCBI's taxonomy places the organism in Eukaryota, Metazoa, Chordata, Actinopteri, Cyprinodontiformes, Poeciliidae.